Molecule: messenger RNA, 735 nt
Organism: Dissoconium aciculare CBS 342.82
Lineage: Eukaryota; Fungi; Ascomycota; Dothideomycetes; Mycosphaerellales; Dissoconiaceae
Product: DUF803-domain-containing protein
Exons: 1
Biological process (GO): magnesium ion transport
Cellular component (GO): membrane
Molecular function (GO): magnesium ion transmembrane transporter activity
Source: RefSeq, a predicted model, not a curated record
UAUCUCAAAUCGCCCAUCUGGUGGCUCGGUAUCUCAUUAAUGAUCGUGGGCGAGGCUGGCAACUUCCUGGCAUACGGCUUUGCGCCUGCAUCCAUCGUCUCUCCUUUGGGCGUGGUUGCAUUGAUCUCGAACUGCCUCAUAGCACCUCUCCUGCUGGGGGAGGUUUUCCGCUGGAGGGACGGACUCGGCGUGUUGAUUGCCAUUGCGGGCUGCGUCGUUGUUGUCCUGAGUGCUAGCGAGAGCAAUCCUAAGCUGAGCCCCGAUGCAAUCUGGCACCUGGUCUCCCGUUGGGAAUUCGAGACCUACGUCGGCGUCACGGUGUUCAUGAUUGUGGUGCUCGCUUUCUGCAGCAACAAAUACGGUGACCGUACGCUCCUGAUCGAUCUCGGGCUUGUCGGACUGUUCGGCGCAUACACGGCACUCUCGACAAAAGGCGUGGCCUCUCUCCUCGCGCUCGACAUCUGGCGAGUGGUCACCUAUCCUAUCACAUACCUGCUUGUGGCUGUUCUGGUAUUCACGGCGGUCAUGCAAAUCAAGUAUGUCAACAGAGCAUUACAGCACUUCAACGCUACCAUGGUGAUCCCGACGCAGUUCGUACUGUUCACCAUUUCGGUCAUCGUGGGAAGCGCCGUCCUUUACCGUGACUUCGAGACCAAGAAGACCGAUGACGCUAUCAAGUUCGUGGCUGGUUGUGCAUUGACGUUCUCGGGUGUUUGGUGCAUUACCUCGGGACGG